Molecule: messenger RNA, 2234 nt
Organism: Anoplophora glabripennis (Asian longhorned beetle)
Lineage: Eukaryota; Metazoa; Arthropoda; Insecta; Coleoptera; Cerambycidae
Product: ribosomal L1 domain-containing protein 1-like
Exons: 2
Coding region: 66-2009 (647 amino acids)
Source: RefSeq, a predicted model, not a curated record
CUUUUUAAAUAAACUCAACAUAACCUUAUUUUUUCACACGAGUUGUAUCUAUAUCUAAUCAUUUUAUGGUAAAGAUGGUAAAAAGUAAAGGGAUACUAGCCGAAAAAUCUGCAAGUUCCAAGAAAGUUAAGAAAAAAUUUAGCAAGAACAGUUCCUUCAGCGGUGUCGAGUCGAAGAAAUCUCCAAUAAAAAGGAGAAAAUCUAUUGCCGCAGUACUUCCCACACCCUUGAAAAAGAAAAAAGAGGAAAACGUGAACGAAUGGACAGUCAGUGAAAGUGGUACUAAAGAUACUUUGGUUGAGAGAAAACAACUAGUAAUAACCCAUUUGACAGAUGAUGUGAAAAAAAAGACGUCUUCGUUAAAAACUCCGAAAAUCAAAAAGAAACCCUCCGACUCUCUUGUUUCUGUGAGUGAGAAAAAGGAGAAACUCUCCGACUCUAUUGUUUCUGUGAGUAAGAAAAAGAAAUCGGCCAAAAAAUCCUUAAAUUUAACUAAACAAAAAGUUUCAAAUGUGGAAAAGAACACCGUCAAAGUGCAAGACAAUUCAAUUGGCGAUAAUGAAAUUGACUCGGAGCAGAAGUUUGGCAUUGAAGCUAAAAAUAUUGCCAAAGCGGUAGAAACUAUUAUAAAACUUCGUAGAGAAAAUCCUAAGAUACAGAAUCAACUGUUUGAUGAUCCUAUCGAGAUAUACCUGCAGGUGUGCUGUCACAAGGUGCCCCGAGGUCCUUCUAGAAUAAUCAGAAUACCACUACCUAAUUCGCUAUUAACCCCAGACGAUGAGGUGUGCCUUAUUGUCCCUGAAGUGAAAGGCGUUAAAAACAUAGAACAUGAAAAACACAUCGAACACUACGAAAACCUACUUCGAACAAAAGGAGUCGAGAAUAUCAAGAAAAUUAUGACAUUCCAUCAGCUUCGAACUGAACAUGAAACGUUUGAACAAAUGUUGAGGCUCGUAGAUCUGUACGACGCAUUUUUAGUUGACGGUAGAAUAAGCGGAAAAGUGGUAAAAAAGUGUGGGAAAAUAUUUUAUAAAAAACGUAAGGUACCCACAUCGGUGAAAUUGCAAGCUACAAAAUUAAAGGAACAUAUCGAUAAAGCGUUAUCGAAAGCAUUCUUCCUUCUGCAUCUGAAAGGCGAUAGCUACAGCGUUCAAUUCGGUCACGAUAAAAUGGAAACUCAGGACCUCGUGGAUAACGUAUUCGCUACGAUCGAAUGUUUAAACAAAGAAUUUCCAGGGGGAUUCGAAAACAUCAAGGGGUUACACAUUUCUGCUGCGAGAGCUACGUCUAUCCCCAUAUACUCGUCAUUCAAGAUUCCGAAAGAAGUGGUACUACCAAAUAUAAAAUCCAAGAAACCGAAAGCUUACAAGACAUACAAAGGUGAGUUAACGACGUUACCGAACGCCGAAGUCACAGUGAAACCAACGGGACAGGUGAUCGUGAGAAGGACAAUGGAAGAGGACGAUGCGGGUGAGGGGAAUAACGCUGAGAACGGGAGCAAGAAGAAGGAAGGUAAAGGCAAGAAAACUAAGAAACGGAAGCGGAGUAAAGAUGUAUCCAUAGAAGUUAGUGAGAAUGGUGAAGGAAGUAAUGUUGAAGUUGAAAGCAAGAAAAGUGAAGGUAAAAGCAAGAAAGCUAAGAAACGGAAGCAGAUUGAAAAAGUUUCUGUAGAAGUUAGUGAGAAUGGCGACAUAAGUGAUGUUGAAGUUGAGAGCAAGAAAAGUGAAUGUAAAAGCAAGAAUGCUAAGAAACGGAAGCAGAUUGAAAAAGUUUCUGUAGGAGCUAGUGGUAAUGUUGAAGAAAAUUCUGAAGCAAAUUUUAAUGGAAAUGUUAAAAGGGUGAAAAAAAUAAAAGUAAAUGGAGUGAAUUCUAAUGUGGAAAAACGGAGGAAGCAAGAAGUCGAUAACAAGAAAGAUGUAAAACUUGAAACAAAGGUGAAGAAAUCAAAAGGAGUUGUAGAUGUAAAAAAGAAAGGAAAGAAAAACAAGAAGGUUAAGAAUCAACCUUAGACUUUUAAAAAUUUGUUUGACAUAAUUUAAAAUAAAUAAUUUAAAAUAAAAAGUGAUUUUAUUUCAUAUCCAGUAUAUUUAAAAUAAAUAUUUCGUAAAUACAAAUAUUUUAUUUCUACUUAAGCUCUAUAGUCCACCAAAUCACACUUGGAGAAAAAAAAAAUUGUUACUUGGACUUUAAUAAGUGGAAAUGGUAAAAGGGCUUAUAAUAAACCUAAAAAAAAU